Molecule: messenger RNA, 987 nt
Organism: Capsicum annuum
Lineage: Eukaryota; Viridiplantae; Streptophyta; Magnoliopsida; Solanales; Solanaceae
Exons: 4
Coding region: 219-737 (172 amino acids)
Source: RefSeq, a predicted model, not a curated record
CCAAACAUAAGGGAUCAUUUUUGUCAUUUUCUCCUGUUGCUGGCCUGCCCUUUUGUUCAUACUAUUAAGCACCAAGCAACAGUAGAAAAAAGAAAAGGUCCAUUCCCAUUUUCCAUCAUAACCAAACCCCAAAAAGCAAAAAACCCAAAGCUGAAAAAAUUGAAGAAGCUCAAGAACAACAACAAGGGUGUUUAUCCUUUUUGAAUUUUAGGAAGAAAAUGCCGAAUCAAAAGCAAGGAGGAGGUAGUGAACAACUGCAAACACUAAUGCAAUCAGGGCAAAUUUCAGGUUCAUUUAGCUUUAAUGGUUCAUUAAGUAAAGAAGAUGAAGAGAUGUCUAGGUCUGCACUUUCUUCUUUUAAGGCUAAAGAAGAAGAAAUUGAGAAAAGGAAAAUGGAAGUUAGAGAAAGAGUUCAAGCUCAAUUGGGUCGGGUCGAAGAAGAAACCCGACGUUUAGCUAUUAUCCGUGAGGAACUAGAAGCAUUGUCUGAUCCGAUGAAGAAAGACGUUCAAGCAGUUCGGAAGAGGAUCGAUACUGUCAACAAAGAGUUAAAACCCCUGGGACAGACCUGCCAGAAGAAGGAAAAAGAGUACAAAGAAGCUCUUGAGGCAUUCAAUGAGAAACACCAGGAAAAAGUACAGCUAAUAACAAAAUUGAUGGAGCUUGUGGGCGAAAGCGAGAAACUGCGAUUGAAGAAGUUGGAGGAGCUGAGCAAGAGCAUUGAAACAAUACAGUGAAUAACCAGUAAAAUCUUCCCUGACUAAUUAGGCUUGUGUGAUGUAUUUAAGAAAGUUCUUUUUUAUCUAUUUAUAUAUGUGUGUGGUGUUUGGUUGUAUUUCCUUUUUCUGCUUUGUUGUCUGAUCAUUUUAGAUUUUGAGGGAUGAUCAGUGUCUAAUUUUAGGUCUGUUAAGGGAAAAACCCUCUAAUACAGGUUUGUAACUAAAACAAGUCUCAGUAACUAUGGAUUCUUUUAAUUUUGUCUUCUCA